Messenger RNA from Dryobates pubescens (Downy woodpecker), 1302 nucleotides. RefSeq names its product noggin-2-like. Gene Ontology annotation, biological process: negative regulation of cell differentiation; negative regulation of BMP signaling pathway; osteoblast differentiation. The coding region runs from base 556 to 1230 and encodes 224 amino acids. The record is from RefSeq and is a predicted model, not a curated record. Lineage: Eukaryota; Metazoa; Chordata; Aves; Piciformes; Picidae. The transcript has a single exon.
GCGGUGCCCGCGCAGGGGCCGCUCGGACCGCCGCGCCGUGACCCUCCUCCCCGCCCCCUCGCCCGUGCUCGCCCGGCUAUAAAGGAGGGUUUUAUUCUCGGGCUCCGGUCUCACGCCAAACCCUGUCACACCGUCUAGACGAGCUGUCGUGGGGCUCGGCCCAGCUGUCACCAUGGCGAUGGAGACGACUCCGCUGUGAAUUUUGGGGGGGAGCGAGCGAAAGCGGCGGCGGAGGAGGAGGAGGAGGAGGAAGGCUCGGCCGCCGCCGUGCCCUGCCCUGCCCCGCCGCCGCCCGCGGGGGAGGCUCGGACCCCCCGGCGCUCACGGCCGCGGCUGGAGCCGGCCCGGCGGGGAGCCCCGGGGAGCCAGCGGCCGCGGGGCGAGCCUCAGAUGCGUCUGUCACACAAGCCCGGCCGAGCUAUUUAAAGUAACGGGCCUCGCCGGACUUUUGUCUCUGCCUAUUUAUGAGUCCCCGGGAGCUGGCAGGCGCCGCCGGGCAGCGCUAGGAGCCGAGCCCGCAGCACCGAGCCGGGGCCGCCGGGUCCCGCCCGGAGCAUGACGGCGAUCCGGGCGCUCCUGCUCUGCUCCUGCCUGGGGCUGCUGCUACGCCCGGGGGGCGGGCAGCCCUUCCUGCGUCUGCGACCCUCGCCCAGCGACAACCUGCCCGUCAAAGAUAUCGUGGAGCACCCGGACCCCGAGUACGACCCUAAGGAGCAGGACUUGGACGAGAGGACUCUGAGGAAGAAGCUGGGCAGCCAUUUCGACCCCGGUUUCAUGGCCGUGGCCGUGCCGGGACCGGCUAACGCCUCGGGGACCGAGGCGGCUGCGGCGGCGGCGGCGGCGGCAGCGGCGGCAGCGGCGGGGCGGGGGCGGGCCGCGCUGCCCGCCGAGCUGCGGCGGCUAGAGCUGGGUCCGCCCCGGGGACCGCGCCUCAGGGUGGGCAAGAAGGCGCGGCGGAAGGUGCUGCAGUGGCUCUGGGCAUACACCUACUGCCCCGUCCUCUACACCUGGAAGGACCUGGGCAUCCGCUUCUGGCCCCGUUACAUCAAGGAGGGCAACUGCUUCGCCGAGAAGUCCUGCUCGCUGCCCGAGGGCAUGUUCUGCAAGCCCGUCAAGUCGGUCACCAAGACCUUCCUGCGCUGGCACUGCCAGGGCUGGUCCAGCCAGAAGUACUGUACCUGGAUCCCGGUGCAGUACCCGCUCAUCUCCGAGUGCAAGUGCUCCUGCUAGCCGUCCCCGGCCUUGCACUGCCGCCUCGGCUCCUUCGGAUGGGUCUUCCGGAGGAGCUCGGAGGGGUUUCGG